Molecule: messenger RNA, 990 nt
Organism: Talaromyces marneffei
Lineage: Eukaryota; Fungi; Ascomycota; Eurotiomycetes; Eurotiales; Trichocomaceae
Exons: 1
Coding region: 1-990 (329 amino acids)
Source: RefSeq, a predicted model, not a curated record
AUGCCAGGCACUAUCGUUAACGGGGAAGGGCUUACGCCCGAACAGGUCGAUUUCUUCAACGAGAAUGGCUUCCUAGUCAUCCCUUCAUAUCUCUCCUCUGAAGAGAUCCAGUCCCUCCUCACCACCACCAAUGAUCUUCUAGAGAACUUUGACCUCGCAAAUCACCCCAUGACUCGCUUCACAACCGGAGACGAUGGAGACGCUGAAGGUGACGAGAAGGCCAAACACGUUGGAGAUGAUUACUUCCUUUCCUCCGGCGACAAGAUUCAUUUCUUCUUUGAGCCAGAGGCAGUUGCGCCACCAGAUGGAACCACCCAAGAUAAAACGCCGAGGUUAUUGAAGCCGAAACAUCUUGCGAUCAAUAAGAUUGGCCACGCGCUACAUAGCAAAUCUCCACCAUUCGAGAAGGUUACGAUUUCCAAGCGAAAUGCGGCUAUUGCCCAGUCAUUGGGGUUCAAGGAUCCCAGGUGUCUGCAGAGUAUGGUGAUUUGCAAACAGCCUAGUAUUGGUGGGCCGGUACCUGCGCAUCGCGACUCGGAGUUUCUGUAUACUUCGCCUCCGUCUGCAGUCGGGUAUUGGGUUGCACUGCAAGAUGCGACACCCGGGAAUGCGUCGUUGGGUAUGUGGAAAGGCUCCCACAAGGGGAGGAAAGGAGGUCAUAUCCGUCGACGAUUUGUGCGCGUUGAAGGAGGGGGCACAACAUUCAUUGCCAACGACGGGCCUAGUCUACCUCUAGGCAAGGAUGAGGAGGUAUCUGGACAGGAAGAAGAUGAGGAUUUUGAGAUUCUGAAUGUCAAAGCUGGGGAUUUGGUGCUUAUUCAUGGCAAUGUGUUGCACAAGAGUGAGAAGAAUACGAGCGAUAAGAGUCGGUAUGCGUAUACGUUUCAUGUUAUUGAGGGAGCUGAGGGAUGGACAUAUGAUGAGCGGAAUUGGCUGCAGCCGCCGGCGGAGGGCUUCUCGCGGUUAAAUGCUGCUUUAGGAGGGCAAUGA